GGAAGAUGGCGGUCUGGAUGCGGCUGGCAGGCUGAAGCAGGAUCCUUCAUAAACACGCACAUUUAACCCGACUAAAGUAAAACCACAGACUCAUUUGGAUUAAUAUCGACUGCUGUUUCUGGUCGGUUAUGGACUGUGGGAGUAUUUUACUCGGGUACGAGCACCCCAGACGUUUCUCUUGGAGACUUUGCGGGGAGUUCCAUGUUAUUAUUAUUCGGCCCGCUGUUCGGAAAAGCUAGAGGGUUUCUCCUCCACUUUAAAGCCUUUUAAAUUGAGUUAAAAUGUCGGAUACGAAGGUAAAAGUGGCGGUUCGAGUUCGACCCAUGAAUCGGAGAGAGAUUGAGCUGAGCACAAAAUGUGUAGUUGAGAUGGAGGAAAACCAGACAGUUCUGCACCCGCCGCCCUCCAAUGCGAAAGGAGAAAACAGGAAACAGCCAAAGGUGUUUGCCUUCGACUACUGUUUCUGGUCCAUGGAUGAAUCCAACAUCCCAAAGUAUGCCGGUCAAGAGGUCGUGUUCAAGUGCCUUGGGGAGGGCAUACUCGACAACGCGUUUCAAGGGUACAACGCCUGCAUUUUUGCCUAUGGACAAACAGGCUCCGGGAAAUCGUUCUCCAUGAUGGGGAACGGCGAUCAGCCAGGACUCAUCCCGAGACUGUGCUGCUCGCUGUUUGAGAGGGUCUCCAGAGAGGAGAACGAGGCUCAUUCCUUCAAGGUGGAGGUCUCGUACAUGGAGAUCUACAAUGAGAAAGUCAGAGACCUGCUGGAUCCCAAAGGGAACAGACAGUCUCUGAAAGUUCGAGAGCAUAAAGUUUUGGGUCCGUAUGUGGACGGUCUCUCUCAGCUGGCAGUCACAAGCUUCGAGGAUAUUGAAUCUCUGAUGUCAGAGGGGAAUAAAUCACGCACAGUUGCAGCCACUAACAUGAACGAGGAGAGCAGUCGCUCACAUGCGGUCUUCAGUGUCAUCGUCACGCAGACGCUCUACGACCUGCGGUCUGGGAACUCUGGUGAGAAGGUGAGUAAGAUCAGUCUAGUGGAUCUGGCCGGCAGUGAGCGAGUGUCCAAGACUGGAGCUGCAGGAGAGAGACUCAAAGAAGGAAGCAACAUUAACAAGUCUUUGACGACUUUGGGUUGCGUGAUUUCCGCUCUGGCUGAUCAGUCUGCGGGAAAGAGCAAGAAUAAGUUUGUGCCGUACAGAGAUUCAGUACUGACGUGGCUGCUGAAGGACAAUCUCGGUGGCAACAGUAAAACGGCUAUGAUCGCCACCAUCAGUCCAGCGGCCGACAACUACGAGGAGACACUGUCGACUCUGCGGUACGCUGACCGAGCGAAGAGAAUCGUCAACCACGCCGUGGUGAAUGAAGACCCCAACGCUCGCAUCAUCAGGGAGCUCAGAGAGGAAGUAGAAAAACUGAAGGUGCAGCUGUCACAGGCGGAGUCUCUGAAAGCUCCUGAGCUGAAGGAGAAGCUGCAGGAGUCCGAGAAACUUAUUCAGGAGAUGACAGUGAGCUGGGAGGAGAAACUACGGAAGACAGAGGAGAUCGCACAGGAGCGUCAGAGGCAGCUGGAGAGCAUGGGCAUCUCUCUUGAGUCUUCAGGGAUCAAAGUUGGAGAAGAUAAAUGCUUCCUGGUCAACCUGAAUGCAGAUCCUGCUCUAAACGAACUGCUUGUUUAUUAUCUGAAGGAUCACACGCGUGUGGGUGCCGACACGUCUCAGGAUAUCCAGUUGUUUGGUAUCGGGAUCCAGUCUGAACACUGUGUGCUAGAAAUCGCCCCUGAUGGAGACGUUACGCUCAGCCCGAUAGAGAACGCCAGAACGUGUGUGAACGGCACAAUGAUCUACUCCAGCAUUCAUCUGUGGCAUGGAGAUCGCAUCCUGUGGGGAAAUAAUCACUUUUUCAGAAUCAACCUGCCCAAGCGCAAGCGGCGAGACCGUUUAAAAGAGAUGGAGAGAGACUCGCCCCGCGAGAGCUUUAUGGAAGUGGAUUUGGAGACGGCGAGCGAGGCUUCGUCCGAGCAGGACUACAGCUACGAGUUCGCACAGAUGGAGGUCAUGAUGAAAACUCUGGGGAGCAACGAUCCCAUGCAAAACGUGGUGCAGGUGUUGGAGAAACAGUAUCUGGAGGAGAAGCGUUUGGCUCUGGAGGAACAGCGUGUGAUGUACGAGCGAGAGCUGCAGUCGCUGCGGUCGCAGCUCUCGCCUGAGAAGAUUUCACAGCACCAGCGCUGCAGCAGCGACCGUCUGCCGUUCCCAACACACGGCACACACAACAAACUGCGCCUGUGGACGGACGAGAGGGAUGAGCUGUUCCGCCAGAGUUUGUCUCGACUCCGCGAGCAGGUGGUGAGAGCGAACGCUCUGGUGCGAGAGGCAAACUUCUUGUCUGAAGAGAUGCACAAACUCACAGACUACCAGGUCACACUGCAAAUACCUGCUGCCAACCUCAGUGCCAACCGCAAGCGUGGAGCUAUUGUAAGUGAACCAGCAAUCCAGGUGCGGCGUAAAGGGAAGGGAACACAAGUGUGGACCAUCGAGAAACUAGAGAACAAACUGGUGGACAUGAGAGACCACUAUAGAGACUGGAAGGAGGGCAUACAGGACGUGGAUAUCAGGCUGCAUAAUAAGGUUGCAGAUCCGUUCUAUGAAGCUCAAGAGAAUCACAACCUCAUCGGCGUCGCAAACGUCUUCCUGGAGUGUCUCUUUCAUGACACCAAGCUGCAGUAUGCAGUGCCUAUUAUCAGCCAGCAGGGGGAGGUGGCGGGUCGGGUGCACGUUGAACUCGUGCGUGUGAGCGGAGUCGUGCCCGAGCGUCUGGCGGGCGGAGACGACUCAUCCGAGAACUCCAGCGAGAGCAGCGGAUACGACGUCAUGGACAACAACGGAGAGAUUGUUCACAUGGCCAAAAAACUGACCUGCAGGGUACGGAUCAGAGAGGCGUCAGGUUUGCCUCUCAACUUGUCCAACUUCGUCUUCUGUCAGUACACAUUCUGGGAGCAGUCAGAGCCCACUGUAGCCCCGCCCAUGGUCAGCCCGGACACGCCGACCCCGCGCACCCCCGACGCGGAGUUCACUGUGCGCUUUGACCACUGCAGGGAUUUUAUGGUGCAUGUGACAGAGGAGUUUCUGGAGUUUAUCUCAGAUGGAGCUCUGGCGAUAGAGGUGUGGGGUCACCGUUAUGCCGGUAACAGUCGUUCAGGGUUGGAACUGGACGCUCUGCAGGCCAAGACACGAUCGCUCAGAGACAGGUGGAGUGAGGUCUCACGUAGAGUUGAGCUGUGGGUCUCCAUACAGGAGCUGAACGAACAGGGCGAGUAUUCACCCGUUGAUCUGCACCCAAACAAAGACACCAGCACCGGAGGAGUGUUUCAGCUGCGGCAGGGUCACUCUCGGAGAGUGCAGGUGUGUGUUCAACCGGUGCAGCAUUCAGGAACUCUGCCGCUGCUUGUGGAGGCUCUUCUGUCUGUUUCUAUCGGAUGUGUGUCCGCUCGAUCCAUUAAACUACAGAGAGCGCUGGACAGCUAUCAGAGAGAGGAAGACGACGAUAUGGAUAGUUAUCAGGAAGAAGACCUCAACUGCGUGCGGGAGCGCUGGUCUGACGCUCUCAUCAAACGCAGGGAAUAUCUAGAGGAGCAGAUUAAGAAGAUCAUCAACAAAACAGAGAAGUCGGAGGAGGAUGUGGAGAGAGAGGCCAGACUGGUGGAGCAGUGGGUGGGACUGACGGAGGAGAGGAACGCCGUGUUGGUUCCGGCUCCUGGCAGCGGAAUACCAGGGGCCCCUGCACACUGGGUUCCCCCUGCUGGCAUGGAGGCUCACAUCCCUGUGCUGUUCCUGGACCUAAAUGCUGAUAAUCUGACCGUGAAUGAUCAGCUGACCGGUCCUCACGCAGCCGGUGUGAACUCUAUUCUUCCUAAAGAACAUGGCAGCACGUUCUUCUACCUGCCCAUCAUCAGACAAAGCCAUGACCAGGUGUCAGCCGUGUGUUCCUGGGAUUCAUCCAUCCAUGAUUCCAUCCACCUAAACCGGAUCACGGUGCCCAGCGAGCGGAUCUACCUGAUUGUAAAAGCCACAGUGCAGCUCAGUCACCCAGCCUGCAUGGAGCUAGUGCUGCGCAAGAGAAUAGCCGUCAACAUCUACAACAAACAGAGUUUCACUCAGAGUCUGAAGAGAAGGAUGUCUCUGAAGAACGUGCUGCACUCGUGUGGAGUUACAUACGAGAUUGUGUCGAACAUACCAAAGGCAUCAGAGGAACCAGAAGAGCGAGAGACUCUGGCGUUGAUGGCGGCACGAGGAGAGAGUGAAGAGACUCUGGAUGGAGAGACGUACAUCGAGAAAUACACCAGAGGAGUUCUGGAGGUGGAGAAUAUUCUGUGUCUCGAGAGACUCCGACAGGCAGUGACUGUGAAGGAAGCUCUCUCUUUUAAAGGAAGGCACAUACGCAGAAGUCUCAGCACUCCGAACGUACAGCACAGCUCUUGUUGUAAAUCAGAUGUGACGGGCUGUGAGGAUGAAGAUAUCAAGGGUCACUGUGAUGGUCACACGGACGUCUCUGAAUCCAACCCCCAAGAGCUGUCUCUCAACAGUGUCCUCUCUAAAGACACACCUGUCAAAAGCAGGGAGAAUCAUGGGUCAGUACCAGAGAGUCCAACGUUCUUCAACUCCAGUCCGUUUAAGGUUCUCUCACCUCAGCCGCCCAAAUUCCUCAAAUCUCUCCUGCCAGUGAGAGAGGAGAACAAAGCCAAACGCGCUCUGGAGUCACGACCUCUGCUGGGACAGGAGAGCAUGCGCAGGUUUGUGGAGAGCAGCGGUCUGGGCUGCAGACCCAGGGCCCAGAGUGAGGGCCACACCCACAGUGACAUCAGCAGUGACAUCAGCACCAGCAGAGCCAAUCACAGAAAGCAAAGACUCAGCACAGAUCUCACUCUCACACCGCCACACACUGUUGAUUCAGAAGAGGAAGAGCAUGACGUAGAGUCAGCCUUCACCCAUUCCAGUGUUCCAGGGUCUCUCAGGUCUGAACAGCUCCAAAACUUCAAGCCCUACGUCCCGGAGGAUUUUGCCAACUUUGAGGUGUACAAUGCCAGUCUUGACACCAAGGAUGGGGCGCAGGAGGAAUUGGCAUCUGGGGUAGAGCCAUUACCAGAGACAAGGACUGUAGAAAAGGAAGUGUCCCGAAGUCCCACAGCCAGCAGCUGUACGAGCGGUUACUUCUCCCAUAGUGCCUCAAACGCAACUCUGUCCGACGUGCUCUUUAGUGGCAGCGAUAGUUGCGACCAGCUCAAUAGCAAAGAAACCUCCGAACCUCCGGAACAUGGCUGUCCUGGAGGUAGAGCGUUCCUACCUUACAGAAGUACCUCAGGAGUUGAGACCGUUCACAUUCAACGCUGUUCUCGUAACUGCAUCGACCGGGACUGCUCUUCGCCGCUUCCCCGAAAAUGCAUCCUGAGUGUUAGUCAAGAAUUCACAGACUUUAAGGGGGCAGAUGAUGGUAUAGGAGCCGAAGACCCGGGUCACUUCGAGACAAGCUGGCAAGCGGAGGCGAAUCUCCCAGACCUGGGGAAGCAAAACUCUGCCAGAUCGUCAGAAAGCAAUUGUGUCGCAGUUCCAUUGGCUCAAUGCCAUCUUCACAAUGGAAAAGAGUCUCCCAGUGUUCCUGUACCUGACAACAACCCAGAGCUGGAAUCAUCUAGAGGACUUGAUGACUCGGAGGAUGCAGAACCUUCUGCAGACUCCAGUGAGGACGAGAAUGCACCUGUUGCUCAGCUGCCGGACUGGAUGGCUCCCGGUGAGCAGGUGUGGGUGGGGAGGCAGAGUGGGACGGUGCAUUAUGUUGGAGGGGUGGAGUUUGCCAAGGGCAUCUGGGUUGGAGUGGAACUAGACCUUGCUGUAGGCAAACACAAUGGUACGGUUCAAGGAAGGGUGUAUUUCCGCUGCGCCACAGGUCAUGGCGUCUUUGUGAAGCCAUCCGGUCUGACCAGAGGACCUCCAUCCAUUGAUGCCGAACCUCAACCUGUGCUCCAAUAGGGACUUAAUAUUGACAUAAAGGUGACUUGUGUCAAUGGAAUUGCAGAAAUAAUGACUGUUUUCAAGCAAGUUUCAAACACUACACCUUUUUGCCAUUAUUCGGUCAAACUGGUAGUCCUUCCGCCAUUGGUUGAGCCAGUGUUGUCUGACCCCGUCGGGAUGCUCAAACAGAGUGCAGUUCUUUGCCGCUAGUGGCGCAGAAAUUACACACUUUAAGUUUAAGAGCGGAUGGAUGGAUUCUUUAACACCAGCAUGGACAAACUGCGUACUUGACCCAUCCUUUUUUAGUACAUGCCAGAUAUGUGUUGAUCGAUUCCCCUUAUUCUGUGGCAAAACAUUUUACGUGUGUUUGUGUGUGUUGUUUUAAAGUUAUAGGACUAUUUCAGUAUCAUCUUUGAAUGUCAAAAGUUGCACAGUUGCACAAAAGCGUUUUAUAUCAUGUUAGCUUUGAUAUAGCUGAAAUACUAACUUCACGUAAACUUCCAUCUUGGAGAGUGUACCACUUCUUAUAUGACUAAAUCUAUUAAUCAAACGAUGCCUAACUAUUGUUUUACUUUGAGUGAUUGGAAAAAUUUCGAUCUGUUUUAGGUAAGAAUGAACUACUGUUUCUGAACAUUUUUGUUUGCUCGAUUAUAUCAGGUAUUACCAAAGACAUAGCCUUUCAAAUCUGCUGUGCAAACUGCAAAGAUGUCAUCAUUUUUGUAAUUACUUUGGCACUGCGUGUUUGCCUGUGUACUUAAGUAUUUUUUCGAUGGAUUUAUGCUAAUAUGCUAAGCGCUAUGUUGGAAGACCACAUGCCCUUCUUGAACUUCAUAAUUGUGAUUGAUUGAGCAAUUUUAAGUUUUGAAGGUAUUUCGAUUGGACGGCAAGCCUGUCGCAUUAUUGGCUUGUUGAGUACUGUAACUGUUGAAGGACUGCCAAUAUUUCUAAUAACGAAGCUUUCAGCAUUGCACUGGAGUAACUUAUCCUGGAUGCACAUUAAGUUACGUAAUGCACAAACUUUUACGCUUUCUCAGAUACUGAUUUGACGCUUCUCAGGAGGUUGACAGGAAGUGACAAAGUCUGUAUAGUGUGGUCACCUGAUGCGGAGAGCACCUUGCUUUCUUUAUCAGACUGUUGGCAGUAGGAUGCGCUAUUGGCUUACUGUCGCCAAACUGCGCUAGAUCAGAAAUGCCCUUAAGUACUGACACAAGUCCCGUUUCUCAAUGGGGUAUUUUUAGAUAGUCGAAUUCUAGGUUUAUCCACUUAAUAUUGAAGCUUUCAAGCAUUCAUGUUUUUUUGACUGUUGCGAAUGAUUUUAAUAGUUUGUGAUACUAAAGCCAACAUGAAUAUGUUUUAUUUAGGUAUAAAUGGGAAUAUUGGGGAAUGGGAUAUUGCUUAAAUAAUGAUAGUGUGUGUGGCAUGACAGUGCUGUUAUUGCUCAGUUUUAUCUGAAGAACUGUGGAUCUGUCAUUGGAGAUGGUAAAAUAAAAACCCACGACCUUACGUAAAAAAACAAAAACAAAGCUGCUCUCCUUGACCAAGGAGCUGUACAUAAAAUGUAUGAACAUAGUAUUUACACUAUUAUAAUGUACAGAACUGUAUUGUAUUUAUAUUGUAUCUGCAGACUGUUAAAGUUGGUACAAAGAUGUUGUAGAAUACAGAAUGUUUACAAACA
This is a messenger RNA of Myxocyprinus asiaticus (Chinese sucker), 7677 nucleotides long. RefSeq names its product kinesin family member 13A (gene kif13a). Gene Ontology annotation, molecular function: microtubule binding; cell adhesion molecule binding; ATP binding. Gene Ontology annotation, cellular component: adherens junction. NCBI's taxonomy places the organism in Eukaryota, Metazoa, Chordata, Actinopteri, Cypriniformes, Catostomidae. The record is from RefSeq and is a predicted model, not a curated record. The transcript has 40 exons. Bases 282 to 6020 code for a protein of 1912 amino acids. Gene Ontology annotation, biological process: microtubule-based movement; regulation of protein localization.